This is a messenger RNA of Sardina pilchardus (European sardine), 1258 nucleotides long. It is a transcript of the gene hadh, whose product is annotated as hydroxyacyl-CoA dehydrogenase. The transcript is spliced from 8 exons. The record is from RefSeq and is a predicted model, not a curated record. Gene Ontology annotation, molecular function: (3S)-3-hydroxyacyl-CoA dehydrogenase (NAD+) activity; NAD+ binding. Lineage: Eukaryota; Metazoa; Chordata; Actinopteri; Clupeiformes; Clupeidae. The coding region runs from base 97 to 1026 and encodes 309 amino acids. Gene Ontology annotation, cellular component: mitochondrion. Gene Ontology annotation, biological process: fatty acid beta-oxidation.
AGUUUGUCGUCUGGUGAGGAAAAUUAGAAACCUGUCUGCCUGCGUUGCGUUGUGCCGUGUUCGCGUUGCCUUACGUUAUUUCUUUGCAAGGCAGAUAUGGCUUUCGUUACCCACCACAUAAUCAGGACGAUAACAUCAUCUUCGGCCCGAAAUGCAGCAAUUAAACACGUAACUAUUAUUGGAGGUGGACAAAUGGGCGCAGGUAUUGCACAGGUGGCAGCUACAACAGGGCAUACAGUUGUGUUGGUGGAUACAUCUGAGGACAUCUUGAAGAAAUCUGCUAAAGGAAUUGAGGGCAGUCUGAAAAGAGUGGUCAAGAAGAAGUUUGCAGAUAAGCCAGAGGCUGGGGAGGAGUUCAUUCAGAAGAUUAUGAAGAAUGUGUCAACAUCAACAGAUGCCAACUCAGUCGUCCAGAACACUGACCUGGUCAUAGAGGCCAUUGUGGAGAACCUUCAAAUCAAGCAGGGUCUCUUUGGUGCUCUGGACAAAGUAGCACCCCAACACACAAUCUUUGCCAGCAACACAUCCUCUCUUCCCAUCACGGAUAUUGCGAGCUCGACGGCAAGGCUGGAUCGGUUUGGAGGCAUUCACUUCUUCAACCCUGUGCCUAUGAUGAAACUUGUGGAGGUGAUCAAAACUCAGUCAACAAGUCAGGAAACCUAUGAGGCUUUGAUGGCUUUCAGCAAAGCACUUGGCAAGCAUCCUGUGACAUGCAAAGACACCCCAGGAUUCAUUGUCAACCGCCUGCUAGUGCCUUACAUGAUGGAAGCUAUCCGACUGUAUGAGAGAGGUGAUGGAUCAAAAGAGGACAUAGAUGUUGCCAUGAAACUGGGUGCUGGCUAUCCCAUGGGACCUUUUGAGUUGCUCGACUAUGUGGGGCUGGACACGGCAAAGUUCAUUAUUGAUGGUUGGUGUGCAAUGGAACCAAACAACCCCCUCUUUGCCCCAAGCCCCAUGUUGAACAAAUUGGUGGCUGAGGGCAAGUUUGGUAAGAAGACUGGAGAGGGAUUCUACAAGUACAAGUAACAACCCAGCGUCCUUUACAACUGAUAGCUGUCUACAGCAAGUAGGCUACAGCAAGAGAAAUGGGGAACCUCAGGUUAAAAAAAACGGACACUAAUAGAAUAACUUUAACAUAACUCCUGUGCCUUACAGAACAACAAAAGCCUUGUCAUUUGUGAGUCGGUCUCUGUGUUUGCCUAUACACCUUUCAGUGAUAUGAAUGCAUGAAAUGGCAUUAAAACAUUUUGUGAAAAUA